AUGAAAGAGGGGAAGUGGUGGGUGGGUAAUGGCACUAAUAUUCCAUUAGACCAUCCUGCUUGGUUCCAAACUCCUAAUUUGCAUAACCCAAACCUUAUCACAGGUACUGUGGCUGACUUAAUUGACCAAGCCACUCACUCUUGGAAACCUGAUCUUGUUAGAUACCUGUACCCCCCCUCUAUAAGUUCUGAAAUUCUAAGCAUCCCAAUCUCUAAGACCGAUUCUGUGACAGAUUCUCUUAUGUGGAAGUUUUCAAACUCAGGGGAUUUUAAAGUUAAAAAGGCUUAUGAGAUUCUUUUGGAAGAUGCUAAUAUGUCAGCCAAUGCAACUCUUAGACCCCUUGUUAUCCCUGAUGCUGUGUGGAACACUUUAUGGAAGGUUAGACUUCCCUUGAAAAUCUGCAACUUGGUCUGGAAGGUAAUCCAUGAUAGCUUGCCAACAUUUCAGACUUUAAAGGGGAGGGGAAUUCCAAUUGCUGCCCUCUGCCCCUUUUGUGACUGUGAUGAGGAGUCUUCUAGCCAUCUUUUCCUUCAUUGCCAUUUUGCUAGAGCUUGUUGGUACCAUGAGAUCUAUCAAAAGCAUUACUGUACUGAGCAUAGGAUAUCUAGGCAGAAAAUUAUGGAGCAAGGGUUUCAAGGGCAAUGGAGCAUCAUCCUCAAGAUUUCUGGUGUCAAGCAUGGAAGAAAGAAAAAAGCUGCUUUUGCUUAUGAGGCUAGGAACAGGCAGGGUACAGUGGUGUUCUACGGAUGCAGCAGCAGUGCCGCUAACUCAGUCCCAGUUGCUUUGCUUGAAGGUCUUAGAGAAGCAGCUGUAACAGCUUUUAGGCUUCAAUACAACCAGAUUUUGGUUUUGAGCAAUUGUAAUUUUUUGGUUCAGUUGUUUAACACAGGCAAAGUACCGGAUUGGGAAGGAAAAACCUUGUUUGCUGAUCUGCAGUCCUUAAAGCAAAGGGGUUUUUGUCUUUCCUUCCGUUGGAUCCCUGCUUUUGUGCUUGUUAAUGUAUAUAAUAUGGCUGCUAUGGCCUCCAGUGCUCCCAUGCACUUUCAAUGGCCACAGCACCUAACGUUGUAG
Messenger RNA from Quercus lobata, 1071 nucleotides. RefSeq lists its product as uncharacterized. The transcript is spliced from 2 exons. The record is from RefSeq and is a predicted model, not a curated record. Bases 1 to 1071 code for a protein of 356 amino acids. NCBI's taxonomy places the organism in Eukaryota, Viridiplantae, Streptophyta, Magnoliopsida, Fagales, Fagaceae.